Messenger RNA from Micromonas pusilla CCMP1545, 2429 nucleotides. RefSeq lists its product as uncharacterized. The transcript has a single exon. NCBI's taxonomy places the organism in Eukaryota, Viridiplantae, Chlorophyta, Mamiellophyceae, Mamiellales, Mamiellaceae. The coding region runs from base 1 to 2355 and encodes 784 amino acids. Gene Ontology annotation, cellular component: microtubule. Gene Ontology annotation, molecular function: microtubule binding. The record is from RefSeq and is a predicted model, not a curated record.
AUGGCGGGCAAGCGCCGCGCGGAUCCCGCGCUGCUUAAGAACCGCGUCCUGAACUCGUUGACUCGCCUCGCGGACCGCGACACGCUCGCCGUCGCGGCGAAGGAGCUCAAUCGCGCGAUAACGAGCGUCGCCGCGGAAGACCUCGGCAUCAUCGUCGCGUGCCUCGUGGACGACGCGUCGUCGUCGCCGAAGCCGAUCGCGCGCGCGGAGGUGCUCCGAUUGUUCGAGCUCGUCGCCACCACCCAGGGCGAACACGCGCUGUAUUACCUCCCUCGCAUGCUCACCGCGUGCACGCGUCGGUUCAGAGAUAUCGACACCGCGGUCCAGGACGCGUGCGUGGACGCCAUCGGCGCGCUCGCGCACUUCGCGGUUCGAUGCCGCCCGGGCGUGCACCUGGGGAACGUGAACGUCAUGGCCGGCCCGGAGGCGAUGGGCCCGCUCUUCGUCCGACCGCUGCUCGACGCCGUCGGCGACUGCAACUCGCGCGGGCCGCAGGACGUCGCGUGCAGGGCGCUCGCGAGGGUUUUUCGCAGGUGCGGGCCCGGCGUCGGCGGCGCGUGCGUCCCCGUGGGCGUGAACUGGUACAACGGCGAUCCGGGCGCGGGUCGGGGGUCUUCCGGCGGACCGGGGAAGCUCGGCGUGCGGCUGAUUCGGCAUCUCGAGUCGAAGACGUUUCACGCCGCGCCGGGGCUCAUCCGGGCGAUUGGGAGUCUGUUCGCCGCCGCCGCGCCCGCGAUGGCGCCGCAGCUGCCGGAGAUUUUAGGGAUCCCGAAGGAUGCGGACGGCGAGGGGGGACGCGCGGGAGCGUUCGCGGACGCGAGGCUGUUGUCGCAGUUUGAAUCCGAAGAUUGGCACGCGAGGAAAGAAACCGCGGACGCGCUCGUGGCGUUGAUGUACCACAUGGGCCCGACGAUGGACAUCGCGAUCGAGGACGUGCCUCUCAUGGGUCACAUAUCCCGCGCGCUGAGCGCGGCGAAGUUCGACAAGGUGAAACCCGCGAGAGACGCGGUCGCGGAGGCGACCGCGGUGGCGCGAGAGCUGACGACGUACGAGGGUCCCAAACACGACGUCGCGCGUUGGCGCGCGUGGGUGCGGCAUAAGGUUGGCGACGGCGUCGGCGCGCUCGCGGGGGACAUCGAGAACGGCGGCGGGCAAGCGUUGCGCGGGGCGUUAGGCACGGUGCAGAUGCGCGGGGCCGCGGGGGGAAGGGCGAGAGGGAGCGCGCCGCGGGGGAAAGGGGAGUUAUCGGAGGCGUUUUUAGAGGCGCAAAAGAAGGAGGACGUCGUGUUCGCGCCCGACAAAGGCGCGCCGCCGCCGCCGUUCACGAACGGGCCGGUCGUCACGCCGGCGCCGAAGGCGUCGGACGUAGACGGCGUCGGCGCGGUCGCGGGCGUGGAGACGCCCGCGCCGCCGCCGAAGAAGGGGGAACCAGAGGACGCGGGCGGCGGCGGGGACGGGGACGGGGACGGGGACGGGGACGGGGACGGCGAAAAGGAAGAGGAGGAUGAAAAGCAAAAAGGGUCCUCCGACGCUGCUGACGUCCGAAGCGUCGACGUCGCGAGAGGGAGCGUCUCGGAGGAUCCGUCCGGGCCGGACGCGUCCACGCGCGCGUCGUCGCCGCCGGUGUUGACCCCUCCCGCGCGCCCGCCAAGAGCGCCGCCGCGACGGCGACCGAGCGGGGCGCGCGACGAUUUCGAGCUGAACGAGGACGAGACCCCGGCGUGGGUCGCGCUCGCGUCGAGGUUGGACGACGGCGGCGGCGGCGGCGGCGAAAACGUCGACCCGCUGACGGACGUCGCGUCCGUCGCGAACGCCGCGAUGCGGAAACACGCGGACUGGAAGAGCACGCUGAACCCCCCGUCCGCGUCCGGCGACGCGAGUCGCGGCGACGUGCGCGCGCAGAUCGAGCUCCUCGCGGCGGCGCAGGCGACGGUGUUGGACCGCGUCGGGGUGUUCGUCUCGGAGACGACGGACGCGUUGCGCGCGUUGACGACGCGGUUCGAUCACCUGUCCGACGUGGUGACCGGGCUGGUGAACGCCGCGAACGCGAACGGCGGGGGGACCGCGAAACCGCCGCGCGCCUCGAGCGUCGCGAAGCCGCUCGAGGAGAGCUCGAAAGCCGCCGCCGCCGCGGCGAGGCUGGCGGAGGCGCGCGCGGCGAAAGCCGCCGCCGCCGCCGCGGAGGAGGAGCGUCGGAAGCUGCGGGAGGAACGCGCGGCGCUCGACGCGGAGAAGGCUGCACUCAGGGUCGCCGCGGCGCAGCUCGAGAGAGCGGCGGCGAACCUCGAGAAGGCGGUCCCCUCCGCGGGGGUGAAGGAGGCGGCGAAGUCCGUCGGCGCCGCCGCCGCGGAGUGAACGAAGACAUCCCAAAGUUAGUAGACUACGCGGCGGAGUCGCCGAUUACGAGUAGUCUAAGUACUCCACCCUCU